Argentina anserina (silverweed cinquefoil) is the source of this 1132-nucleotide messenger RNA. RefSeq names its product stromal cell-derived factor 2-like protein. The record is from RefSeq and is a predicted model, not a curated record. The transcript is spliced from 6 exons. The coding region runs from base 258 to 902 and encodes 214 amino acids. NCBI's taxonomy places the organism in Eukaryota, Viridiplantae, Streptophyta, Magnoliopsida, Rosales, Rosaceae.
AUGAAUAUUGUUGGCUUUUUCUCCCAGAUCGAUUGAAACCUCAAAAUUCGUUGUACAACGAUUUGCGAAAGGGAGUCCUCCCAGAUCGAACCGUGGCUUCCUCAGCUUCUCCAAGCUUGACGCGAAGAAAACCCACCUCUUCUUCGUCUUCCACAGAGCCGGGUCGGGUGGUGGGAAGAAUCACUAUACCCAGCCGGGCUUCGGAGCCUCAGUUCCCCUUUUGGCAGCAGACCUGGUUCAUUGCCUUGCUCUUGGCCAUGGCCAUGGGCUUUCUCUGCCUAGCUGUCUUCCUCUUCCUCGGCCUCGAUCUCGACACUGGCUACGCCGCUUCCACCCCCACCGCUGAGGGCGUCGAGAUCACAUACGGAAGUGUACUGAAGCUUAUGCACGAGAAGACCAAGUAUCGGCUGCACUCCCACGACGUGCCGUAUGGCUCUGGCAGUGGCCAGCAGUCUGUCACUGGCUUUCCGAAUGUCGACGAUGCUAACAGCUACUGGGUUGUUGGACCUCAGCUCGAAACAUCUGCCAGGCAAGGUGACAGCAUUCCGAGCGGGGCGAUCAUCAGGUUGCAGCAUAUGAAGACUAGGAAAUGGCUGCAUAGCCAUUUACAUGCUUCCCCCAUAUCUGGCAACCAAGAGGUGAGCUGCUUUGGGGGUGAAAAUGAAUCCGAUACUGGUGAUCACUGGAGGGUUAUGAUUGAAGGGAGUGGGAAGACCUGGAAGCAGGAUCAAAGAGUUCGACUCCAGCAUAUUGACACCGGUGUUUACCUACACAGUCAUGACAAGAAAUACCAACGCAUAGCUGGGGGACAGCAGGAGGUUUGUGGUGUGAGAGACAAACGUGCCGACAAUGUUUGGCUGGCAGCAGAAGGUGUAUACCUUCCAGUCACUGAAACUAAGUAGAGAUUGUUAAUUUUAGAAAGGAUCACUCUUAUAAACAAGGUUACGAGAUUUGAAUUUUUUGUUGGCUGCGCAUAAUUGUUGUAGUAGAUGUUUUAAGAAUACAAUGUUAUCUAGUACUGUUAUUAAUGCUGUUAGAAUCUUUUCUCUGGUAGAGAACAAUGUUUAAGUAAUAAGCUUUACCUGUGUCAUAGAAUCCAAAUUAGAUAAUGGAAGCUGCAAUUAGAGCAUGA